AUGGAUUAUUCAAAUAGAACUGAUAAACCUGCUUGGGAUGCUCCUGACAGGAAUGAUAAAGAUGAUGACGGGUCAGUAUGGACACCGGAAAUAAUUACUAGGGUGUCAACCGUAUUUACAGUAAUGAUAUUCACGUUGAUUGGAAAUAUACUGUUAAUCACAUUGAUUCUUCACAAGAAAAGUAGGAGAAGAAAACGUGUUAACAUAUUCAUUAUUAACCUUGCUAUUGGAGAUUUAGCGAUUGCUGCGAUUACCAUGACAACAGAGAUUUUAUUUGUGGCGUUUGGAGAAUGGGUAUUGGGUCCUUUCAUGUGUAAGAUGAGUGUUUACCUUCAGGUUGUUACUCUAGCUAGUUCCACAUUUCUCCUUACAGGAAUGAGCAUAGAUAGAUAUCAGGUCAUUGUCCGUCCAAUGCAGUCUCUUGCCAUGAGACCAAAAAUCUGGAGAAAGGUUGUGAUUGCAUGGCUCAUGGCCUUUUGUUUUGCAUUGCCUCAGCUGGCAAUAUUUGUUCACGUUGAACAACAAGUUGCAAAUACAACGAACGUCAAGAGAAUGUGUUUAAGUAAGGGGUAUAGUGCACCAUGGCAGCGCAAAUUUUAUUUUGGUUUUUUGACAUUAUACACACUCUUUGUUCCAGCGAUUAUUAUGUCAUAUUGUUAUUACAAAAUUGCACAAGUUGUUUGGAGUAGAGUUGGGUCCCAUAAAAAUGGUAUAUCAUCGACGCAUUCAAGGGGGUUAUCGAUACAACGUUCUCUUGUGUCUAGGCCAAAACAACGAGUAGUGACCAUGACGCUAACUGUUAUCAUAGGAUUUUUGUCAACACUUACACCUUACUUCACAAUAUCGCUCAUUAGGAUCUAUAGCGAUUAUACUAUUCAGCUGAAAAAAGCCUUAGACAUUUCAGAGAUCAUUUUGAUGAUGCAUUCCGCCAUCAAUCCUGUACUAUACGGCAUUUUCACAUUUCGAUUGCAUCAUUUAAAAUCACUCUGUAGAGCUUCUUCUGACAGAAACAGAUUAAGACCUAAUUCAACUAAAUCAUGUAAAACGGAAGUCCGCGGGUGCUUAAAGCUUAAAUGUCAAAUCAAAUUUGUAAAAAGGCGGAGUAGAUAUUACGAUACAAGUACUAUUAUUGCAAAUCAUGUUAUAAAAGAAGAAAGAGAAAAUUUUGCUCGAUCAGUUAGAAAUUCUCGCAACAAUAAAUGUAAUUACGAAGGAUUAAUGGCAACAAGAAUAAAUAAAUCCGAAAAAAGUGUCCAAGUCAGCGAAUCGAUAUUAUUUCGAAACUCUGUUUUCAUUGACGAUUUGAAUGAACAUUGCUCGAACCUUUAG
Molecule: messenger RNA, 1329 nt
Organism: Mytilus californianus (California mussel)
Lineage: Eukaryota; Metazoa; Mollusca; Bivalvia; Mytilida; Mytilidae
Product: neuropeptide S receptor-like
Exons: 1
Coding region: 1-1329 (442 amino acids)
Biological process (GO): G protein-coupled receptor signaling pathway
Cellular component (GO): membrane
Molecular function (GO): peptide binding; G protein-coupled receptor activity
Source: RefSeq, a predicted model, not a curated record